AUGUUUAGAAUUGACUCGUAUUUAACUCCCAUCAUUCUCAGCUAUUUAGAUAAAUAUGUGAAAGAUGUUAGACCACAGGAUUUUCAAAUGUCCCUUUGGGAGGGCGAAGUUACGCUUCAAAAUAUUGAUUUGCGGUAAGAUGUACUGGAGCAAGAAUUGCAUCUUCCAUUUGAAAUUUUGUCUGGUCACAUUCACGAAUUGAAUAUACAGAUACCGUGGACAAAAAUUACGUCUGAACCAAUACGUAUAAGUAUUAGCACAAUCGAAUUUGUUUUGAAAGGUAAAACAGGGAAAUCCAAGUCUUGUAGAAGUAGCCUGUACACAAAACUGUGUACACAAACUGUGUCACCUCCAACGCCAAAAAACGAUGAAUCUGCAACGAUGCUUUCGACUUUAACUAUGAAAAUUGUCAAUAACAUUAGCGCUGAAUGCCAAAAUAUUAUAUUUAAAUAUAUUGAAGAUGAUAUUGUUUUUUCUAUGAACGUUCAAAAGUUUUGUUUUGGCGCAGCUAAUGACAAAUGGGAGUCAUCGUUCAUCGAUAUAAAUCUAACUAAGUUCUUAAGUCGCAAAAUGAUUACAACCUGCGAGUUAACUAUCUGUCUGGAUAAACGUAAUGCUGCCGAUGAAAUUGAAUGUUGUGAGGAGCCAAUGCUUAUAGGUUGUGUGUGGUACCCGUUGAAUAUCAAAAGUGCAUGCCUCGUUUUUAUUUAUCAGAUUGAUUUCCCUACUCACUUCUCUAUCAUCAUCAUUUUUAUUCGCAAACUUUUGCUCUAAUCGAGUUUUCAAAUUUUGCAUUUCAUUAUGAUGCCGCUUGAGCCCAUUCUCUAAUUCAUUUAGUUUAUUUUCUAAAGACAUAAAAUUCUGCUUUUUAUCUUCCUGUGGAGCCGCAAUGUGUAACCUAAUAUCUCUGUGAGCAUAUAGUACAUUUAUUCAAAUCAUAUGCUAUAAACUUUAACCGAAUUUACGUUCUGAAAAACGUCGCUUUAUAGCGUAUUAACCUUGUAAGGUAUUAAAAAUUUUAUAAUUUAUAAAUUAAAUUUAUGAAUUUUAAAAAAAAUCUUCAAUCAUUC
Molecule: messenger RNA, 1070 nt
Organism: Glossina fuscipes
Lineage: Eukaryota; Metazoa; Arthropoda; Insecta; Diptera; Glossinidae
Product: vacuolar protein sorting-associated protein 13B-like
Source: RefSeq, a predicted model, not a curated record